ACUGUGACGCGUCGUGUUGCUAUGGUCGCUCGUGCGGUGUCGCGGCAUAUCAAAACUUUACAAGAUUAGCGAGUCUUGUACAGCAGUUUCUUAACUUGAAGAAUCCGGGCAAAACAUACAAGAUGGCCCGAAAUUAUCCUGCGAGUACGCAGAUACAGAAGUUUUUAGAAGAAUCAUACAACAAGGAGCGUGAUUCAAGGCUGGCAUGGUACUUUAAAAAGACAGACAAGUCUAAUUCAAUGGCACAGUCCAAACAGUCGGAGGUUGCCAGAAGACAAAUCCAAAACGCACCGAAACCAGCUGAGGAUUUAUUGAACAAAUUACCAGCAGACAGAACACCACAGCGAUUUAACAAGAAAAAGUCAAAUUUCCAAGAUGUUCCUUUAAGAGAGAACAUUUCAGCCGAAAUGUUGAAUGUUGCAAUGCACCCAGUUACUACAAAUGUAAGGAAUAAGCUGUACGACGGAUUCACGAAAGAAGGAAAAGGUCGGUACCAAUAUCUAUGUGACAGGUACAAGGAGAGUCCUGAGGACAAAUUCCAAUUCCCUCUACUUAGUUCCUGGGAAUAUGGAUGGCGGUUGGGAGAUGUUGUAAAGAAAAGUGAAAUUAAGAAACCCCCAUUUGGACGUACAAGGAUAGUAGCAGAUACCUUUUACACAAGGACUGGCAUUCCUGGCAACCCCUGUGUCGAUGUGUGAAGGUAACAUUUAACUUAUUAACAAUGAUUAAUUUACUUUUGAAUUAAUUAUGAAGUCUUCUGCAAAAGUAUUAAUGAGGAAAAACUAAAGCAUUUUGUGAUAUCACUUGUGGAAAACAAACUGUGUCGUCGUUCGUCUUGUCUGUGACCGUGUUCUGGUGUACGUAACCAGCUUCAGUGAAUAAUACGAUUGUUCCUGGUACCGCGCCAUUAUUGGUUUCGUUACGGAUAACAUGUGCCUGGAGAGAGGGGAACCUAAACGUAUAUAUAGCUGUUGGAUAUAAUUGUGAUAAAAUUGUGUUUUGUUUGUUGAACAUCUUUAGGAGUGGAAACGUGUUUAUUACUUUUUAUAGCAAUCAAUUAUUAAUGGAAUUUUUGAUGUCUGUCAAAUCUUAUAAAAAUCCACACCGUAAAAUUAUUUUUAUUUGCUCAACGUAGCAUCUUCUAGUAUUUGUUUUGUGUAUGGUAAUAUUGUUAAUUAUAAUGCAAUAUGAAAAUGUGUACAUAAUUAUCAUGUGUGAAUAUUAUACUUUGAAUUAUAUACAUAUCAUAAUGGAUCAGAGAAUAUUCAUCCAGUUCUCUUUUCAAACCCUUAAUCAGUGCCGUCCGUCCAAAGCUGGCAGAUUUUUGUCUUUAUCCAAUUGUAAAUACUUGUACAUAAUGGUUUAUUUGUACAUACGAAUGUUUAUUGAUGUAGAGUUAUUUCUGGGCUUUAGUAUAAAUUAAUGUAUGUUUUAUAUGUAUGUAUCUAUUACAGCUUCACACCAAUUCAGGAAAACAAAUCUUGCAUAAAAACUGUAAAAAACAA
Pecten maximus is the source of this 1505-nucleotide messenger RNA. RefSeq names its product protein ATP6V1FNB-like. The transcript has a single exon. NCBI's taxonomy places the organism in Eukaryota, Metazoa, Mollusca, Bivalvia, Pectinida, Pectinidae. The record is from RefSeq and is a predicted model, not a curated record. Bases 123 to 698 code for a protein of 191 amino acids.